This is a messenger RNA of Triticum aestivum (bread wheat), 1216 nucleotides long. RefSeq names its product caffeoyl-CoA O-methyltransferase 1. Lineage: Eukaryota; Viridiplantae; Streptophyta; Magnoliopsida; Poales; Poaceae. The transcript is spliced from 3 exons. The record is from RefSeq and is a predicted model, not a curated record. Gene Ontology annotation, molecular function: S-adenosylmethionine-dependent methyltransferase activity; O-methyltransferase activity. The coding region runs from base 221 to 1075 and encodes 284 amino acids.
CCCCGCACCACUCGAGUGUUCCUCCUCCUCCUCCUCCCUUCCUGGCUCCUCCCUCCCCUCUCCCCCUCCCGCUGCCGCGCGCCCGCCAGCGCUGCUAUAUAACCCGCGCGUCGAGUCUCUUCCCGGCAACCUCGUCAAUCCAAUCACCCACCCAACCAACCACCUCUGCACGCGCAGCCCAGAUCUCGGCCCCUUCCCUUCCUCGGACCAAGCACCAGCAAUGGCCACCACGGCAGCCGACGCCACGGCCGCGGCGCCCAAGGACCAGCCCGCCAACGGUUCCGAGCAGGUCACGCGCCACUCCGAGGUCGGCCACAAGAGCCUGCUCCAGAGCGACGCCCUCUACCAGUACAUCCUGGAGACGAGCGUGUACCCGCGCGAGCACGAGUGCAUGAAGGAGCUCCGCGAGAUCACCGCCAACCACCCAUGGAACCUGAUGACGACGUCGGCGGACGAGGGCCAGUUCCUCAACAUGCUGCUCAAGCUCAUCGGCGCCAAGAAGACCAUGGAGAUCGGCGUCUACACCGGCUACUCCCUCCUCGCCACCGCGCUCGCCAUCCCCGACGACGGCACCGUAAGCUCCCUCACUUCUCCGCUCCCAGAUCCACCGCUCCCAAUUCACCAAGAAACUGAAACCGGAAUGAAACAGAUCUUGGCCAUGGACAUCAACCGCGAGAACUACGAGCUGGGGCUGCCGUGCAUCGAGAAGGCCGGCGUGGCGCACAAGAUCGACUUCCGCGAGGGCCCGGCGCUGCCGGUGCUGGACGCGCUGCUGGAGGACGAGGCCAACCACGGCACCUUCGACUUCGUCUUCGUGGACGCCGACAAGGACAACUACCUCAACUACCACGAGCGCCUCAUGAAGCUCGUCAAGCUCGGCGGCCUCCUCGGCUACGACAACACGCUCUGGAACGGCUCCGUCGUGCUCCCCGCCGACGCCCCCAUGCGCAAGUACAUCCGCUACUACCGCGACUUCGUCCUCGACCUCAACAAGGCCCUCGCCGCCGACCAGCGCGUCGAGAUCUGCCAGCUCCCCGUCGGCGACGGCAUCACCCUCUGCCGCCGCGCCAAGUGAACCACAGAACCCGUCUCCGCCGCUCCGCCAUAGACGCCAAGAACAAGAAUUAAUUAAUUACUCCCCAUUUUGUCUUUCCUGCUCGCCUUCUGUACUCUAUAUCUAUCUUCUGCAAUUCGUAUAAAGAUUUCUCCAGACAAA